Paecilomyces variotii is the source of this 1390-nucleotide messenger RNA. RefSeq lists its product as hypothetical. Lineage: Eukaryota; Fungi; Ascomycota; Eurotiomycetes; Eurotiales; Thermoascaceae. The transcript is spliced from 2 exons. The record is from RefSeq and is a predicted model, not a curated record. The coding region runs from base 249 to 1049 and encodes 266 amino acids.
CCAAUAGAUGGCGCAUUGAGGGAACAGGAUGCGGCGGACAGGGUUCAGGAGAGCUCUGGCUGACCUCGAGUCAUCAUUAUAGCUGAUAGGAACCCGGAGGUAUAAGUAAAGGCGGAGAGACUGCACGGACGUAUACUUUAUUCAUGUGCCAAGCAAGAUAUCUCCUAUAUCAAGGCUGCUUUUCAGUCUCAGAAUCCUAUAUUCGUCCCUUGACACUCUAUUUGUCGUGAUUCAUAGUAUAAUAAAUCAUGGGAAAGACACUCACGUAUCCAAAACGUCCGUCCAGCACGGUCAACAGGUACAAACACCGCGCAACAUAUGACCUGGGAGCUAUCCAUGGCAUUGUCAACUCGACGCCAGUUCUUCAUGUCUCCUUCAGUCCAGGUCCCUCCGAUCCCUUCCCCGCCAUUCUCCCCAUGAUAGGGCAGAUGGGUUCCUUCGACUACCCGUCAGCGGGUAUUGAUGAGCCUCUAGACUGCUACUUGCAUGGAUACGUCAGUUCGCGGAUCAUGAACCUGGCACGAUCCUCAGAAGGAGAAGGUCUUCCAGUCUGUAUAGCAGCAACCAAGGUCGACGGCCUGAUUCUAUCCCUGACGCCCAACUCACAUAGCUACAACUACCGGUCCGCCGUUCUGCACGGAUAUGCAAAGCUCGUGACGAAUGAGCAAGAGAAGCUGUGGGCUAUGAAACUCAUUACUAACUCGGUCGUAUUUGAUCGGUGGGAUAACACCCGUGUCCCACCCGACAAGGCCGAGAUGUCCUCGACCGUUAUUCUCAAGGUCAAAGUAGUUGAUGGAAGUGGUAAGAUCCGAGAUGGGGGCGUAUCUGAUGAGCGGAAAGACAAAGACAAGGAUGAGAUUACUGGGCGUGUUUGGACCGGUGUUGUCCCCGUCUGGGAGACAUAUGGAUAUCCACUUCCUAGUCCUGAAAAUCGCAUCAAGGAGGUACCUGAACAUAUCACCUCCUAUGUGGCACGCAUGAAUGAACAGAAUCGAGCCUAUGCGGUUGAUGCGGUCAAUGUCACCCUUCCCAAGGAAGAACAGCAUUGAUUGUCAGAUACGAUUCUUUAUUCAUUUUCAAUCAUUAUUUUACUCUUUUUGUGGGGAUUUCUACAACCAUGGCUCUUAUGGUCCUUCGAUGGAGACUUUUCGAUCUGAAUACUACGUUAUGAUGCCUUUAUAGUCCACCUUGCAGCAGUACUUGCGCCAGCAAUAUGUUGGCUUCUCACUGACAACUUUGACUCCUACCUGGGAUCAUUCUUGCACAGAGGAUGAUUACAGCAGAUACUCGAUGAGCAACCCUGUAUCGAAUCGACAAGAUUACAGAAUGUACUGACUGGGCCGUCAUCCACUGGUGGUCCUGAGCACGGAGCGACAUGGCUCCCAGUGUG